CUCUCCCGCUGCUAUGCGAUUGACGACAGAUUCUGAGAGCUGCCUGAUUGGACGCGGCUCGUCAAGCAAAGGGGCAGGUUCGGCCUGGCCCGACGUUGUCGCUGGCUCGGACAUGGAUGCAGCAUCUAAGCAACGGUAGGCGGACGCGCUGCAGACCUGAAGGAGGCGGUGGCCUGCAAUCGAUUGAGAUAUUGAAGGGGCAAGCCGGUCGCGGUGCAGCGAAACUGCGAAACCAGCAAAAGUCCCUCAUCGUUUCACGAUGUUUCCCCCUUUGCGUGUCCUAGACGACGUCCCCAAAGAUCGACAGUCAGCCAGUUCCGACGCAGCGCACGGUGCCCUCCUCAGUGUGCUGCCCACGAUGAGCUCCAUCGGCACAUUCUCAGGUGGUUCGUUUCAAUCGGCCGAGGAGCAGAGCCAGCCUCUCGAGCCAAGCAGCUCACGCUCUGCCUCGCCAUGUAUGCCUGUGGCUUCGAGUAUAAGCCUAGAUGACAAGUCGAGCGAGAAGAGUGUCGAAGCUAGCAGCACUCCCUCGAGCUCGAGCACAGACACGACCACCGCUCUCGCCACAAGCGCAAAGGAUGCAGUCGUAUCCUCAAAUCCCAGCACGAUUGCAGACUAUCCGGUCACGCAGACAAAUCAGCGCCCUACACGCUCACUGGCCGAUCAGCCCGGGACUGCAGCUAGUCGCUGGGCGACCAAAGAGCCGCUCGUCAGUCCUACACUGCCCACAAGCCGACCAAGCAAAGCCGUCGCGAUCCGCAAGCCAGGUCAAAUUUCACCCGCAACAAGCGCAUCGCUCUCGCCAGUGUCUUCCAUGAGCGCCUUGUCUGCAAGCAGCAUGAGCUAUACCUCCUCCGCGACCAGCUUCUGCAGCACUCAGUCACCCACACUGUCAUCCCAUCCACAAAACAGACAUCAGCCCGGGCCACAUCUGGCAGAGACAGUCUCACUUUUGCUGCAGCGCGUCAGACAGCUUGAAGAGGACGCAAUCAUGCAAAGCUACGGUCUCGAACAAUGCCAGAAGACGAUCGCCAAGCUCGAGGGAGACAUUUCUUUUCUCUCCGGCUGCCUAUCUGCUCAGACGCCUGUGCGUGACACUACGCGUGCUGAAGCCCAGGAUCUUGCAACCAAUGUGCUGCUCGCAUCUGGACUGAACGAUCCUGCUACUGCCUUUGCCCCCGGACCUGAGCAUCUCGAGAUGCCAGUCCCUAGCGUGACGAGUGCCCUGCCGAGCAUGUUUGCCUCGAGUACUACGCCCAGCUCAGUCGGCUUCGACAUCGGCGCCGAGCAGGCUGGUGAUGCAGCAUUCGCUGCCUUGACGCUCGGCGGACAAGUACCGGAAAUGAGCUUUCCCAUACCACGCAACCAAGACGCUCCUUCCGCCAACAACGGAUCUGCACAGACUGGCAAAUGGGAGCAGUUGGGCAUCUCGCUCGACCUGCUGCGUUCGAUCACCAAGUAUGGUCUUCGUCCGCCUUCAAAAGUGCUCGCGCGCGCAAUUCCUUGCUUACUCGAAAGUCAAGACAUCGUCGCCCAGUCGCCACCCAUGCAGGAACGCAUCCAAAUCUACAUCGUUCCUGCUAUUCAGAUCGUCGCCAACAUCAUCAGCGAGGCUCACGGAUCAGUCUGGCCUCAGCAGACGAUGACGAAUCGACGCGCAGGCGUACUUGUUGUGGUCGUCACUGCGACUGUUGAUCAAGCUACGCAAGCUGCUCGCCUCGCCUCUAUCCUCGGUGGAUCUCUUGGUGUCGAGACAGCUGCGCUCGUGGGGCAGCCUGAUGAGCACCAGGGACUGCAGCUUCUCACGCCUCACAUUGUGAUCGGCACGCCUGCCCGUCUUACAGAGAUCUUCGGACUCAAGACCGUCUCACUCGCCAAUGUGCGCAUGUUUGUCGUCGAUGAGACCGACCAGAUCAUCGCUCGAGGAAUGGCCGAAUCCGUUCUCGCUUUCGCGCGAUGGCUUCCCGCAAAUGGAAGCGAAAUGACUUCUGGAGAGCGUCAGACAGCUGUCUUGUCCUGCACUGUGCCGCAAGAUGUGCUCAGCUUUGCUUCUUGCCUUCGCCUCCGCGAACCUGUCCGAGUCCUGGUUCGCCGCGAUGGAGCUCAGAGCACGCCCAAUGUCCGAACGACCAAGCAGUACUUUCUGUACAUCGCACCGAAUCCAGCACGAACGGAAGCCAACGAGUUGAGAGCCAUCAAAUUGGACGCCCUGCUUGAUCUGUGUGACGAUCCGGACUUUGAUGAAGCGCUCAUCUAUUGCUCAAGCAUUGACGCCGUUGACUCGAUCUCGUACAAGCUGCAAUCUGUCGGAAUCGAUGCGCUCGCUCUGGUUCGUCUUCGUCUCAGCACAUGUACUGCUCUGACGAGCGUGUAGCGCGGCGAUAUGGGCUCGACGGCCCGGCAGGCUGUCUUGUCGCGCUAUCGAUCAGGAUUCGGUGCAAAGCGCUGCCUCGUGGUGUAUGAUGCCCUGGCCAAAACGAUGACCGAUGUGACCGUCAAGUUCAUCCUCAACUUCGAUCUUCCACGCGCCGUCGAGGACUACUCAGCUCGGUGCGUAUGCGAUUGGAGGCGCAACCUUCAGACUGACGCGUCAUUUGUAGCGUGCUGAGCCUUGCGAGCCAUACCGCUCUGAAGGCUGUCAUCUCGAUCGCAUGCUCGGCCGGUGAUGUGGACAUGUUGCGCAACUUGGAGUCGACCCAUCGCUGUCGGAUCCUGGAACUGCCGGCGUCGCUUAGCGAGCUUUGACUCCUGUAACAUGAGAGGGGCAGAAACCCCUUUGUUGCCAUGAUGCAUCAACCCUCAUUCUUCCUCUAGCG
This is a messenger RNA of Mixia osmundae IAM 14324, 2816 nucleotides long. RefSeq lists its product as uncharacterized. The record is from RefSeq and is a predicted model, not a curated record. The transcript is spliced from 2 exons. Bases 260 to 2374 code for a protein of 704 amino acids. NCBI's taxonomy places the organism in Eukaryota, Fungi, Basidiomycota, Mixiomycetes, Mixiales, Mixiaceae. Gene Ontology annotation, molecular function: nucleic acid binding; ATP binding.